AUGGCACCAGUUCAUGUUCUCGAUGACUACUAUCUCGCCAUCAGUUUCCUUAUCUGCUUGGCAUAUCAAACCAUUUUCUUUGCUAUCUCUGUUGGAUUUAAAACUGAUCAACUGAACGAUGUUGCUGGUGGAACGAAUUUCGUCCUCUUGGCCAUCAUCACGGUCUCUAUGUAUGGCCAGCAUGAGGCCCGUCAAAUUGUCGACAGCAUAUUCAUCAUGAUAUGGGGAGCACGCCUGGCUGGGUUCUUACUUUUCCGUAUCAUCAAAACUGGCAAGGACGACCGCUUCGACGACAAGCGUGGAAAGGUCUUGCCGAUGUUGGGCUUCUACGUCUUCCAAACACUCUGGGUCUGGACUGUCAGUAUGCCUGUGACCGUGUUGAAUAGUCCCAUUGUCAACCGCUAUCCUCAACCUGCCUUCAACAAAGCCACUGACAUCCUGGCUGUCAUUGGUUUCGGCAUUGGUAUCAUCAUGGAGACUGUCAGCGAUAUCCAGAAGUACAGGUUCAAGCAAGCCCACCAAGAACGUGGCGCUGUCUGCAACAAAGGCUUCUUUGCCUGGUCUCGCCAUCCCAACUACUUUGCCGAGAUUCUCAUCCAAUUCUGUGACNNCAUCUUCAUGCUCGCCGUUACCCCUGCAUCUUACGACUACGUGCAUGGCGGUGCAAAGGCAGCUCUGUUCGCCAGUAUCGUUGGACCAAUUUUCUUAACAACAUUGCUGAUGUUUGUGUCUGGCCUGACCCUGCAAGAACGUCCUGGAGCCAAGAAGAGAUACGAGAAAGGCGAAGGCUGGAACGAGUAUGCCACUUACCUCCACCAAACCAGCAUUCUUAUCCCCUUCCCUCCGGCCCUCUACAAGAAAAUGCCUGUAAUCCUCAAGCGAACCUUGUUCCUCGAAUUCCCGAUUUAUGUGUUUGACCCAGCAAAGCACGCAGAUCAUGAAGCUACACAGAGACAGGCUGAGGAAGGACACAACUGA
Molecule: messenger RNA, 978 nt
Organism: Aureobasidium vineae
Lineage: Eukaryota; Fungi; Ascomycota; Dothideomycetes; Dothideales; Saccotheciaceae
Source: the annotation of a GenBank genome assembly